AUGGGAGGUAAGAAAGCGCCCAACAACAACAACAACAACAACAACAACAACAACAGCGUGGUAUUCGUUGAACUGAAACCGUCGGAAAUCUAUUUCACGUUUUCUAAAAUCUCCGACACGUUCAGUGGAUGCUCGAAAACGUUGAUGGAGACUUUGUUACAGUUGGAAAAGAGAGAUAUUAGUUCGAGAGAUAUUCCUGCGGUUGCGGUCGUGGAGAUUGAUAAACCUACGGCUGGUGAUGAAAGGGAGGAAGACGACGAAGAAAGCGACGACGAGGAAGAAGACCGACGAAAAAGUAGUGCUCGCAAGAAGAAGAAGAAGAACAAGAUGAAAACAGAAAAGAUAUUCGUCAGCAUGAACAACCGGAGGCUGUGGGUCUUCAAAGAAGCCGAGAAGAGAGGAAUACUGCAAACGAUACGCGUUCGAUUACAACCGAAAGAGGUUGGAGAACGCUUAGCGAGGAAAGGUUCGAGAAAUUUCCGAUUAGAUAGAAUAAGUUUAGACGCUAGAAUCGUCGCUGAAAAGGCGACAGCGGUUGUUGUUGAUAAAGAAGAAGAAGAAGAAGAACCGCCUCGCGUGGAGUAG
Messenger RNA from Bathycoccus prasinos, 585 nucleotides. RefSeq lists its product with no specific name. The record is from RefSeq and is a predicted model, not a curated record. Lineage: Eukaryota; Viridiplantae; Chlorophyta; Mamiellophyceae; Mamiellales; Bathycoccaceae. Bases 1 to 585 code for a protein of 194 amino acids. The transcript has a single exon.